CUAGGCAUGCAGACUGCUUCUACAAACAAACAUUUGUGAAAGAAUGGGUCGCUCUCAGGAGCUCAGUGAAUUCCAGCAUGGUACCACGAUAGGUUGCCACCUGUGCAAAAAGGCCAUCCGUGACAUUUCCUUGCUACUAAAUAUUCCACGGUCAACUGUUAGUGGUAUUAUAACAAAGUGGAAGCAACUGGGAACAGCAGCAACUCAGCCAUGAACUGACCACUGCUCUAUAGCAAUGGAGACGUGUUGUUUGGAGUGAUCAAUCACACUUGUCUGUCUGGCAAUCCGACAGACGUGUUUGCAUUUGGCGGUUGCCAGGAGAAUGGUACUUGCCGGACUGCAUUGUGCCAAGUGUAA
Molecule: messenger RNA, 357 nt
Organism: Staurois parvus
Lineage: Eukaryota; Metazoa; Chordata; Amphibia; Anura; Ranidae
Source: the annotation of a GenBank genome assembly